UCAACGGUGUGGUGUUUUGAUGCGUUCCGGUGUGAUUCCAACAGCUGAAUCAACAUGAACCGACAUCUGAAACAGCGAUAAUAGCUGGGUGGCUUUUGAGGGAGUUAACGAAAUUUUCACCAUGAGCAGCCGAAGAAAGAGGGCCCCUCCUGUGAGGGUGGACGAAGAAGCCAAGAGGAGGCUGGAAUGGAACAUGCUGGAGGACCGCAAGAACGACGUGAUCCAGGAAGACGAGCAGACGCCGUCCUGCACCCUUCUCUCUGUCGACCCCAGUCCCAGCAGCUCUUUUCUCUCCACCGUAGAGGAUGUCAUAGAAUCUGCUUGCAGCCGCUCUGUCCGGUUUUCAGAGGAAAUUCCUGGCUCAUCUUCAGAUAACACCUCUACCUCUGUUUCCCUGGCACUCUCUGUGUUGCCAGCUUUUAAAAUGGGCCACAUCUGGAAAGCUCUCAUUGGGGAGUUCAGUGUCCAGCCAGCUUGGCUCCCAUCUGACUAUGAACAGAGAGCUUUCACACUCCACAGAAUGGAUGAGCAGCUCUGUCUCAGUUACAGCAGCUGCGAGGAGAGCUCAGGGCUGCAGUGGAGGCCCGAUGAGGACAGUUGUACUGCAGAGUGCAGCCUCAGUAGAAUCCCACUGGAGGACUUUGAUUGGUUGCAGAAGAGGAGAGUGGUGCAGCUUUUCCACCAGACAAAAGAGGAAACAGUCAAGGUGGGGAUUUAUCUGCUGGAAACUGGACUUGGAAAGCCAGAGUUCCUCAGCGAGGGAAAUCCUCGUUUGAAGAAAGCAAAUCAGCUAAUGCAGAAAUUGAUGGAAUAUUUCUAUGAUUUUAUCAUUCCAGAAGUUGUAGAGAAUGAGGAAGAAGAGUGUGACACAGACCUGGAAAGGCAAAAUGUGGAGGAGCUCUACGAUUGCGUCAGGCAUCUGCACCAGAAAGAAAGCAAGGAGUUGCCCUAUGAUGUCCAGCACAAGGGUCUGAUUCCUGUCCUCAGGCCUUAUCAGAGUCAGGCUGUCAACUGGAUGCUGAGGAGAGAGAAAUACAGGAGCAUAGCACCUAAAGAACAGUCGAUGCAUUUCCUGUGGCGGGAGUUGGUUACUUUGUGUGGCAAGAAGUUGUUUUACAACCCUUUUACUGGCUGCUUAAUUAGAGAAUUUCCACUUGCUGGUGUUGAGUGGCCUGGUGGGAUCCUGGCUGAUGAGAUGGGGCUUGGAAAGACGGUAGAAGUUCUGGCGCUCAUCCUGUUUCAUACCCGACAGGACCUGAAGCAGGAGGCCCUCACUCUGCCUGUUGGAAAAUCUGUGAAUUACUUUGUUCCACCUCCUCCGCUGGAAAGCAAGAAAGUUAUCCACUGCAAGACUGAAGCUCAGCCAAAAAUGAAAAUAUCUUAUCCAACUGUGCGUGUCAUGCUGCUCACUGCAAUAAAGGAGAUGCGAUCUGGCAAAGGAGCCUCAGUCAACGCUGUGUUCACCUACAUUCGCGCCACCUAUGGCUACGACCUCUUAAAGAACCGCAAUCACAUCAAGAAGACGCUGGCAAAGCUCAUAGAUGAGGGCAUGGUUGACCGGGUCAAAGGCCGAGGCUUGGCGGGAUCAUUCAAGCUGGGAAAGAAAUACAAAGAAACAAAGAAAACAUUAGCAGGAGUAUCCAAGUUUGUAAGAACCUCUAAAAACACAGAGAUCACGCCCAGGAAAAUGUUUCAGAGACGAGCAAAGGAGAAGGCAGAAGCAGCUCUGCAGAACUCCCUCUCAGAAGAUCAAAAAGAUAUGAGUCCUUCAACCGACUGUCCUACAGCAGAGGAAACUGAAACAAAGGGGUGGGAUGAAAGUCUGAAUGAGAAAGCAGAUCAACCGGAUGACAUGCUGGACACUUCGGCUGUGCCGUUGCAGACGUCUCAAGAUAAAAACGAGUCAGGCAUGCAGGCUGUGCCCAAAAUUGACGAUCUACCUAAAAAAAAGGGAGAAGUCCCUCAGUUUGAUUCACAGGAGGAGGCAGAAACCCUGACUAGAGCGUCUGUAGUCCCUUUCAACACCCCAGACUACCGCUUUGAGUGUAUCUGUGGAGAACUGGGCAUCAUCGACUACAAGGCCCGCGUUCAGUGUAUGAACUGUCAGCUGUGGCAACAUGCAGAUUGUGUCAACUAUAAAGAGGAAAGCCUUAAAACUACACCUUUCUACUGCCCUCACUGCCUGGUAGCCAUGAAACCAGUGUCUACUGGUGCCACACUCAUCAUUUCUCCGAGCUCCAUCUGCCACCAGUGGGUGGAGGAGAUCAACCGGCACAUCAGGUCCUCCUCCCUACGAGUACUAGUUUAUCAGGGUGUGAAGAAACAUGGAUUUAUCCAGCCUCGUAUGCUCGCAGAGCAGGAUGUGGUCAUCACCACCUACGAUGUGCUUCGCUCUGAGCUCAACUACGUCGACAUUCCUCACAGUAACAGCAAAGACGGACGCCGCUUCCGCAACCAGAAGCGUUACAUGGCCGUACCCAGUCCUCUGGUGGCUGUGGAGUGGUGGCGCAUCUGUCUGGACGAGGCCCAGAUGGUCGAAUGUCCCACUGCGAAGGCUGCAGAAAUGGCUCUGCGUCUCGCGUCUAUCAACCGCUGGUGUGUCAGCGGCACUCCUGUCCAAAGAGGCUUGGAAGAUCUGUAUGGCCUUGUUCUUUUCCUCGGAGUUGACCCGUACUGGGUAAAACACUGGUGGGACCAGCUGCUUUAUCGCCCCUACCGACGUGGAAACUCGCAACCUUUGUACAACGUAAUUGCUCAGAUUUUAUGGCGGUCGGCUAAAAAAGACGUCAUUGAUCAGAUUCAGAUUCCUCCUCAGACAGAAGAGGUCCACUGGUUGCACUUUUCUCCCGUUGAGGGUCACUUCUACCACCGCCAGCACGAGGUCUGCUCCCAGGAUGCUUUGGUCAAACUCAGGAAGAUCUCGGACUGGAGCCUGAAACUUGGCAGCCUCGAUCGGCGUACUGUCAACACCAUUCUUUAUCCACUACUGAGGCUGCGGCAGGCCUGCUGCCAUCCACAGGCUGUGAGGGGGGAGUUCCUGCCUCUGCAGAAAAGCACCAUGACAAUGGAGGAGCUCCUCAAGUCCCUGCAGAAGAAAUGUCGAGUGGAGUGUGAAGAAGCUCACAGACAAUUGGUGUGCGCUCUCAAUGGCCUGGCUGGAAUCCACAUCAUCAGAAAUGAGUUUGUAGAGGCAGCAGAGAUGUAUAGAGAAGUCCUCCGUUCAUCAGAGGAACAUAAAGGCCGGCUGAAAACAGAUUCGUUACAGAGGCUUCAUGCAACCCACAACUUGAUGGAACUGCUAAACGCAAAGCAUCCUGGGAUUCCUCCAACCCUGAGAGAUCACCGAUUAAGUGAAGAGGCUGAGCAGCUGCGACAGCACUACAUGACCAAAUACGACUCUGAGGUGGCAGAUGCCCAUCAGGCCCUGCAGCCAGUGCUACAAAACAUCAAAGAGCUGAAGCGAAAAGUCAAUCUGAACUCUCCCUGGUGGCUAGAAGUUAUUCAGAGGGCAAUCUGCUGCUCCACCGACGAUGAUCUGGUGUCCCGCGUCAAGAAUGAGCUGACAUGCAGCUACAAGCAAGAACCCAGUAAACUCUCCAUGGCAGACAAGUUCCGGGAUGCUUGUGGUCUCCAAUUUCUACUCACCACACAAAUGCAAGAUCUGAUGAAAUCGCAGAAGACUGUGCAAGAUGCAGUGAAGAGCCUUGAGGGUCCAGCUUCAAAAAAAGUCAUAGAUGAAGCCACUAUUUGCCACCUCAGGCCAAUGCGACUGCCUCUCAACAACUGUGUUUUCUGCAAAGCAGACGAACUUUUUAAUGAUUAUGAAUCCAAGCUGUUUGCUCACACGGUGAAAGGUCAGACGGCCAUUUUUGAGGAAAUGAUUGAGGAUGAAGAUGGCCUUGUGGACGACCGUCUUCCCACCACCAGCCGUGGUCUGUGGGCAGCUAGUGAGACUGAGCGCACGCUGAAAGCCAUUUUGUCUUUCGCUAAAGCCAAACGUUUGGAGCUCGUGGAGGAGGGAAACACUUUCAUGGAGCUGUUUGAGAACUGGAAGAAGGAGUACAAGGUGCUGCAUGAAUACUGGAUGGUGCUGCGCAACCAUGUUUCAGCCAUCGAUGAACUGGGCAUGGCCACCGAGAGGCUGCGUGUGCGUCUGCCGGAUGAGCCGAAACCCAAACUACUGCACAUCAUAGAACCACAUGAGGUGGAGCAGAACCGAGUGAAACUGCUCAACGACCAGGCUGUGGCCAAGUCUCAACUCCAAAAGAAGCUUGGGCAGUUUCUGUAUCUCACUAACCUGGAGAAGUCGCAGGACAAGUCUACUGGAGGGCUGAACCCAGAGCCAUGUCCCAUCUGUGCCCGGCCGCUGGGGCAGGAGUGGGCAGUGCUGACUUGCGGCCACUGCUUCUGUAAUGAGUGCAUCGCCAUCAUUGUGGAGCAGUACAGCGUGGGCUCAAGGCGGCGAGCCAUUAAGUGUGCUAUUUGUAGGCAGACUACAUCGCACACUGAAAUCUCCUAUGUGUUCACCACACAGUCAUCCAGUCAGGACCAAGACAUACCAGUCAAGGGAAGCCACUCAACCAAAGUGGAGGCUGUAGUGAGAACACUGAAGAGGAUUCAAGUGACUGAUCCCGGUGCCAAGUGUCUGGUCUUUUCCACGUGGCAGAGUGUUCUUGACAUCAUCGCCAAGGCCUUGUUUGACAAUAACAUGGACUUUUCGCAAAUCAAUGGCAUUCACAAAUUUCAGGAGAAUCUGAGUUCUUUUAAGUAUGACGAGAAGAUAAAUAUCCUCCUCCUUCCUCUCCACACCGGUUCCAACGGGCUGAAUAUCAUCGAAGCAACACACGUCCUGCUGGUUGAACCAAUCCUCAACCCAGCUCAUGAGCUCCAGGCAAUAGGCAGGGUACACCGGAUCGGCCAAACCAAACCAACAUUUGUUCACAGAUUUCUCAUCAAAUCAACAAUUGAGGAGAGAAUGCAAGCCAUGCUGAAGACAGCAGAAAAAAGUCACACCAGCACAGCCAUGAAGCACUCUGAGGCUGCCGUACUGACAGUGGCUGACCUGGCCGAUCUUUUUACUGAAGACGCUGAAACUCUGGAGUGAAUCUGAACGACGACCUGCACAUGAAAAGCCUUCAAGCAGCCGAAGGGUGCUCACUAUAAACAAAACAGAGAUACUAUGAUUUUUGCACAUUCCGUUUUUUUCUUAUAAGCAUCCUGAAAAUAUGAAAUGUGUUUUAAGGGGAUAUUUUACCAAAUUAUUGCAAACAGUAUAUCAACAUGUUUCUUAAGAAUAUUUGCAGUCAAAUUUUACAUUUUGUAGAGCAGAUGUUUUUGGGUCUCUUCGUCGUUUAAGCACGUUUGAUUCUCAUGAUUGACUCAACUGUACAGUGUUGUUGAUCGUGUUAAUUCGGUGUUAUAUGUGUUUAUAUACAACAGUGGAAAAUGGGUUUCAACACUGAAUUCACAUUGAUGUGAACUCAUAACAUUCAGGAAAUAAAAAAUCUAUUGACAG
This is a messenger RNA of Melanotaenia boesemani (Boeseman's rainbowfish), 5515 nucleotides long. RefSeq names its product SNF2 histone linker PHD RING helicase (gene shprh). Lineage: Eukaryota; Metazoa; Chordata; Actinopteri; Atheriniformes; Melanotaeniidae. Bases 122 to 5104 code for a protein of 1660 amino acids. Gene Ontology annotation, cellular component: nucleus; nucleosome. Gene Ontology annotation, molecular function: ATP-dependent chromatin remodeler activity; DNA binding; ATP binding. The transcript is spliced from 30 exons. Gene Ontology annotation, biological process: nucleosome assembly; protein polyubiquitination; DNA damage response. The record is from RefSeq and is a predicted model, not a curated record.